Cyanidioschyzon merolae strain 10D is the source of this 567-nucleotide messenger RNA. RefSeq names its product probable oligoribonuclease, mitochondrial precursor. Gene Ontology annotation, molecular function: 3'-5'-RNA exonuclease activity; nucleic acid binding. NCBI's taxonomy places the organism in Eukaryota, Rhodophyta, Bangiophyceae, Cyanidiales, Cyanidiaceae. The record is from RefSeq and is a predicted model, not a curated record. Gene Ontology annotation, cellular component: mitochondrion. The transcript has a single exon. The coding region runs from base 1 to 567 and encodes 188 amino acids.
AUGGCACUCGUUGAUCCCAUUGUUUGGAUUGACUGCGAAAUGACAGGGCUAGACCCUGAGAAGGACGCCUUGCUAGAAGUUGCCUGCAUAGUCACGUCGGGCGACCUGAACACGACUGUGAUAGAGGGUCCGAGCUUCAUCCUGCAAGCACCGGCUGCCGCUCUCGCCGGCAUGAGCGACAAAGUUCGAGCGAUGCAUUCGAACUCAGGAUUAAUUGACGAAGUAUAUCAGGCGACACUGUCAGCAGAAAGCGCCGAGUUAAAGAUUUUGGAGUUCUUAGAGGCAGUAGGUGUCGGACCGCAGGUCGCACCGCUCGCCGGAAACUCGGUUCACGUUGAUCGCCGCUUCCUCGCACGCUACAUGCCGAAACUGGACGCGUACCUCCACUAUCGAAUUAUAGAUGUUUCAACGGUAAAAGAGCUCUGCAGAAGGUGGUACCCGAACGUUUUUUCUCGAGCCCCAGCAAAGCAAGGCGCUCACCGUGCUCUGGACGAUAUUCGAGAGAGUAUAUCUGAACUGGUGUUCUAUCGUGAGAACGUCUUCCGGUUCCCGAAUGACACCGCAUAA